AUGAAACAGUGUAAAAUCGACGUGAUUGAUGAAGUCAGUUUACUACAAAUAUGUGAAUCUAAUUUUACGGAGGAAGAAAUUGAUCGUGCAAAGGCGCUUCUAUUAGAUUCUUCAAUAACUCGACGAGUGACACGUAAAGGGGAGGGGAAAAACAAAAGGCUUCUUCAGGAUAUCAUAAAAAUUCUUAAAGAAACGGAGCCUUCUAGCCUUCCAGUGUUUGUGGCGAAGAACCUCAAUAGGCUCCCACCCGUAACAUUUGAUCACGUUGAUGUAACCAGUCUUUUAAAGGACAUAGUUCUGUUAAAACAAGAAUUAUUGAACAUUAAAAACGUAUUGGCUACGCAAUCAGAUUUGGAGAACCUACGUAAAGAUUUAGAACAACAACAUACUCGUGAUAAUAAAUUAGAAAAAGAAGGUAGUAAAGAUAAAAAUAGUAGCUGUGUUUCUAUUGAAACUCAAAUAAGAAACGACCGAUCACCAGUGUUACUACGCACUUUUGGAGGGGAGAGAGGGAGGAGCGCUGAGAGUGCAUCGCAAUCGCAUCCGCGCUCGACCUCGGCUUUUGUAGCAAAGAGAAGUGUGUCGAGAGAGGACGUACGUAUGCGUAUUGAACGUCCGUCUGCAACUACAAGUACGAGUACGGUAACAGUGUUAGGCGAGACUGACGAUACGAUAACUAACGACAUAAAUACGUCUGCACCAUUACGUAGCCAAAAAGAGGUUAAUCUGACAAUAAAUAAGGACGAAGGGUUUGUGCCCGUGUCUUAUAAAAAGAAAAAUAGGAAUAGGCAGGGUAGGGCGGCCGUGCAACCACUAGGAGAUUCGCUUAUCCGAGCUGCUCCGAGAUCUCUUUACUUAUAUGUAUCACGUUUAGACGUUUCAACGACUGCUGAUAAGCUUGAGGAGUAUAUUAAGUGUAAAGGUGAACAAGCGAUAAGUGUUGAACGUAUUGAACCUUUUAAAGUGACUAACUUUGCUUCUUUUAAGGAUAAAAGAAAGAGACCUUCAGGUGCGAAGUUUUGCGAGCAAAAGAAACUGAGACUACAAGAAAGUGAAAAGGGAAAAAAUAGUUGGAUCUUUAAAGCACUUCUUGCAAAAUGA
This is a messenger RNA of Parnassius apollo (apollo), 1101 nucleotides long. The record is from the annotation of a GenBank genome assembly. Lineage: Eukaryota; Metazoa; Arthropoda; Insecta; Lepidoptera; Papilionidae.